CAUCUGAUAACACCCUCAGCUGGUGAUCAAUAUAUCUGCCGGAAACACCAUCACAGGACAAAACAGCAGAACUGUACACGAGAAAAAAUCUAAUAUAUUGGUGAGCAAAUCGUUAUCAUGGAAAUCCGAAAAAUUGUGGAUAGAGGCGGGGAAGAGAUAGUUAGCAAAUAUUACGAUGGAAUUAAUUUUCCGCCAGUGGUUAGUGGGAAUGUCAAAGAUCAUUUAGAGGCAAUUAGGAAUUUAAAACACAAGAACGGCGACAUACUUCUCGACACUUUCCCUAAAACUGGAACGCACUGGGGAUUUGACAUUUUGUAUAUGCUGCAAAAUGGAAAAGCUGAAUACAGCACAGACAACAUCGCACCUUUAGAUUUUGCACCUGCAGAGAAAAUUGAAGCCUUAGAUAGCCCAAGGGUUCUGGUAUCACAUUUAUAUCCGCAACAUAUUCCGAAAUUCUGCACAGAGGAGAAAUGUAAAAUCAUCUAUAUUUAUCGUAAUCCUAAGGAUACGGCUGUGUCCAUGCAUUCUUUCAUGAAGAGACUCGACAUGGAGUCGAUGCGAGGUUAUAAUGGUAAAUGGGAAGACUUCUUUGAACUAUAUGCCACACAGCCUGUGCAUUACAACACCUGGUUUGAGCACGUUAAGUCAUGGUUAGAUUUCAAAAAGAAGAAUCCAGAUUUACCUAUCCUGUUUGUAUCAUUUGAGGACAUGAAAAAGGACUUACGAAGCUGUGUUCAAAAGAUGGCAGAAUAUUUGGGAACGAAACAAGAUCCAGAAUUCCUUGACGAAGUGGCAAGAAAAUGUCAGUUCAACGUCAUGUCAGCGGCAAAGUCCUCACAUGCAAAAGAAACAGCAAUGUCGAAAGAUGGCACCAACCCGUUCUAUAGAAAAGGUGAAGUUGGAGAUUGGAAGAACUGGCUAACAGUGGCAAAAAACGAGAUGUAUGAUGCAGUGAUUAAAGAAAAAAUGGUUGACAUUGAUCUAGACAUUACAUAUACAUUGUAA
Messenger RNA from Ylistrum balloti, 1005 nucleotides. RefSeq names its product sulfotransferase 1C4-like. Gene Ontology annotation, molecular function: sulfotransferase activity. The transcript is spliced from 6 exons. Gene Ontology annotation, cellular component: cytoplasm. Gene Ontology annotation, biological process: sulfation. Bases 118 to 1005 code for a protein of 295 amino acids. Lineage: Eukaryota; Metazoa; Mollusca; Bivalvia; Pectinida; Pectinidae. The record is from RefSeq and is a predicted model, not a curated record.